GAUCUCAUAAACCAGAUGGUGUAGUGCACGCUGUGCAUGUAAGAACAGAAACCAAAGACAGCCCACAUUCCGGUUGAUGCGGAGACGAUGUCGAGUGUGCUCCUCACUCUGAAGCCGGGGAGGUGUUUGUUCCCGGAGUCCACCAACGGAGCAGCAGCAGAGAGAGACUUAAUAAUACAGCAUCAAAAUAUAUAAAAUGGGAAAGCUGCUUCUCUUCUUCCUGGUGGCCGCUUUCUGUCAGAGUGCUUCUCUUCAAAGGAAAGAGAAAAAGAGAAACGGAGUGGACGGCAGCAGCUCGGUGGUCGUGGUCGCGAGGCCCAGAACAUUUCCCGGUGAGACGUUUCAGCCCGACUUCCUCCCGGCGCUGAACGGGACUCAAGCCCCCGGUUCAUCUCACUCCCUUCCGGCACUGUAUCACCUCGGCAACGGCACAAUCGACUACCUCCGCGGCGCCCUGAGCACGCGGGUCAUCCCCGUCGUCUACACGCUGGUCGUCGCCGUGGGGGUCCCCGCCAACGUCGCCAUCUUGUACGCGCUGGCCUCGAAGAUCAGGACGGUGUCCUCCGCCAUCCUCUACUGCAGCCUGGCCGUCUCCGACCUCUUCCUCCUGCUCUCCCUCUUCUUCAAGGCCCACUACCAUUUCCACGGGAACCACUGGACGCUCGGCGAGGCCGCCUGCCGGGCGGUCACCGCCUGUUUCUACGGCAACCUCUACUGCUCGGCCCAGACGCUGGCCUGCAUCGGCGUCAAGCGCUACCUGGCCGUGGUGCACCCGUUCACGUACAAGAGCCUCCCCAAGAGGACGCUCACGGCCUGGGUCACCGCGGCGGUGUGGGGGGUGUUCGGCGCCGCCGUCCUCCCCGAGCUGCUCGUCCGCCAGAGCUACUGGAUCCCCCAGUUGGGCCGCACCACCUGCCACGACGUGCUGCCCCUGCGCGACGACUCCCACCGCUUCCUGCUCUACUACAACCUGCUCCUUGGCGUCUUCGGCCUGCUGGCGCCCCUGGUGGUCACGGUGGCGUGCUACGGGCGUAUCGUGCGCGAGCUGAACCGGUCGCACCACGACUGGGCGAUGUACAUCAAGGCCAGCUCACUGGUGCUGGCCAUGUUCCUGCUGUGCUUCGCCCCAGCCGGGGCGCUGCACUUCCUGCACUACGCGCGCCUGUUUUCGGACGGGGCGGCGAGUUUGUACGUGGGCUUUAAAGCGGCGGUGUGCUUGUGCUGCGUCCACGCCUGUCUGGACCCCUUCUUCUUCCUCCUCAUGUCCAAGUCUGCAGGCUCCAGGGUUUACUUUCGGGCCUUUAAGGGCAAGACCCUCAGCCUGUCUGUGUAAGAGGGGCCGGAAACCCAAAACUGGUUUCUGGAGGUUUUCUCUGUGGCUGGACUCCAAGGAGAAAACAGAAGGACCCGUGAGACAGGGGCGUUUGGAGGAUUCAAAGAAGGCGGGGCUAAGGGUGCGUUCACACCAAAAGCGAAACUAUAUUUUGCGUCGUCCAAAACGCGUGAGUUCACUCGCUCGACCGUUCGCCGUGUUCUCGUCAUGAGCGUCGAGACGCUCCGCGAGGGCGGGGCUUAUCUCCGUGUCUCGUCUCCGUAAAGACAGUUAUCAUUUCCUUCAUCCACCAGAAUAACUCACCACUAGUUCUGCUUUAUAUUUGUCGUGGACGUCCCACACAGUAACGCCCUCGUGUUUGGGUUCAUGACAUCACCCGUAGGCUCACUCAGCUCGGUCACUUUCACCGAUGAGGUCACUGUUACGUCUGAAAGACUUCCGCUUCCAGCGCGACGAGAGCGGAACACGAGAGCCGAUUGGCCCGAGUUGCGAGAUGACCGCCUCAGAGUUAAAAUAUUUCAACUCGGGGCGAAAAUCGCGCCGCUGAAAACGCGUCGCCCGGGAAAAUAUCGCAAUUGUUUUUUGGGGUCCGAAUAUCCAUCGUUAGAUACAGAAUUUCAAGGUCAUAGUGAUAUUUGAUGCUCAUUUUGACACUUUCACUGAGACAAAGGGUCAAAUAUACCAUUCAAUGGAGAGAAAAAACCUCCCCAAGGUCCUAGUGCCGGGGGAUUAUAUCGUUACGUAUGCAUGAUGAUCGGCUAUUGGAUUGUAAUUUGCAGAGGGAGGAAACAUACACACCAGAAUGCACGCACAUAUGUCGCAUGUUCGAGUUAUAAAUAGCGUGUCCAUGUGUUAGGAUCUGGAGUUUGUGUCUUAUUUUGAAGUCUGUGUGUCGUCUGUCUCCCUGUGAUUGUCUGCCCUGGUCCUGAUUGUUUCCUUCUGUGUGAUUGCUGGCCCCGCCCUCGACGUUAUUAAUCCUCACUUUAUUGGGCAUCCACCAACACAGACAGCGUGCUCCUCUCGGCAGCUCCAACGUCAACAACGGUUCCCGUCAACCACCCUUAACUCCCGUUUUCCGACAGGUUAACCCCGCCUCCCCUCUACUCCGCCAAUCACAGGCACGCCCCCUCGACCAGCAGCACGGUGCCACACUGUGAUUGACAGCCACUUCCAGUGUUGCCAGGUCCGCGGUUUUCCCGCGGAAUUGGGCUACUUUUGAAGUGUUGCCGCGGGUUGAAUUUUUUGUCCGCUGGUUCGGGUAGACCUAUUUUGCAUGCAAAUUACAUGAAUAUCUUUAAAUAAAAAUCCAUAUUUUAAUUGAAAUAAUUUAUUUAUACCCAAAUCCUACCAAACUGAUUCCAGAUCAGCACGUACACGCCGACACAUCCGCGCACACAGGUGAGCACACUCUCACUAGCACCCCCCCCCCCUCAAUUAUAUGCAGCACCUCAAGGCACCUUUGUUUUCUCUUUUAAUUAGUGUUAACACUGUAGGCCAAUCACUUUUAUUUCAUUGGGCCUAAUGUGGUAAAAAAAAAACACUGUUAAAUGACAGACAGUUAUUUUGUGUUAAGUAUUAAAAGGGACUUUUGUACUACUGCUUGAUUUGAAGGCCUGUUGCCCUGUUGAUUGCAAUAAAUAGGUCUACAACAUAUGUUUAUUGUGUUUGACUGUUCAGUACUGUUCAUUACAUUAAAAAAGCAGACAUAAAAGUAACUUAAAAGUUACUUUCCCUAGUAACUAAUUACUUUUGAUAUACAGUAACUAGUAAAGUAAUUAAAUUACUUUUAAAAGAAGUAACUAGUAACUGUAACUAAUUACACAUUUUCAGUAACUUGCCCAACACUGCUGGUUUAUGGAAAUUAAAGAUUGGUUUUGCAGAAGUUAUGUCGGCAUUUGGGUCCUCUCUCGCUGCGACAUCCGUGACACCUCAUGACACCAUGGGAAGCCCCCCUAAAAUAGGCCCCUGCCGUGAGUGUAUUCACGAUGCACAAGCAAUGGACUAACUCACAUGUUGCAUCACAUGAGGUCUCUUUAAAAGUCGAAUACAUAUUUUUGUGCAGCAAAUAUAGUUCAUGUGUGUGUGAGUCAGAGAGAAGACAGAUGUGUGAAUCCAUGUUUACAUGUGUAAAUAAUUAAAAUAAAGUAUGCAUUUAUGUAUGAUUAAUUAA
Molecule: messenger RNA, 3503 nt
Organism: Pseudoliparis swirei
Lineage: Eukaryota; Metazoa; Chordata; Actinopteri; Perciformes; Liparidae
Product: proteinase-activated receptor 3
Exons: 2
Coding region: 197-1333 (378 amino acids)
Biological process (GO): thrombin-activated receptor signaling pathway; phospholipase C-activating G protein-coupled receptor signaling pathway; blood coagulation
Cellular component (GO): membrane
Molecular function (GO): thrombin-activated receptor activity
Source: RefSeq, a predicted model, not a curated record